Molecule: messenger RNA, 3075 nt
Organism: Hippoglossus stenolepis (Pacific halibut)
Lineage: Eukaryota; Metazoa; Chordata; Actinopteri; Pleuronectiformes; Pleuronectidae
Product: microtubule-associated tumor suppressor candidate 2 homolog
Exons: 7
Coding region: 357-2879 (840 amino acids)
Cellular component (GO): cytoplasm; nucleus
Molecular function (GO): microtubule binding
Source: RefSeq, a predicted model, not a curated record
UGUUUUCCCAGGGAUGCUGCUGCGGACCGGAGCCUCUUCAUCUCCGCCCGGGCUGGACGCGUCCCUCCUCCCCCAGGCUCGCUGCUCUCUCAGCGGAUCACCUGCGGACUGUGAACGGAUCCGGAGCCCAGAUGUCAUGAAGCUCCAUCUUCUACAUGAGGCAUGAUAUUCAACGAUCUGAUUUCUGAACAACUGGAGAGAAAUGUGAAAAUCCCUUCCUGGCUCCUGCUGCUGUGCCACCACGACCCUUUGAUGGGAUGUCAGGGUGGACUGCUUCAUAACUGAUGCCAUGAAUGAUUGCUUUCUUUUUCUAAAGUGCUCUCAAGGGCGCUGAAGAACUCAGAAGUGUUUCCAAAAUGUGCGAGCGUGGAGAGCCCUUCAGCGGGGGGGAGCUGAGGAACAACAACCAGCGGGGCGGCGUGCUGGGCGAUGGCGAUGCCAACGCUAAUGACAUCCGGGCAGAGGACGGCGGGACUCUGUCAGGGCUGGUGAGUGGAACGGCACGGCGAGACAAAGUCGUCAUCCUGGGGAAGGACACCCAGUGUGAAGACCCCGACCUGGCUGAGUUUGAGAGGCUGGAGGGUCAGGAGCUGGAGACCUACCUGGUUGGGGAUGGAGAGGACUUCGUCGGGCUUGCGGAGCAGAAGACGCCUCCGGGGAAGUUGUCAGUAGCAGCGGAUAAUAACGGCAGGGAAGAGAGGAAGGCCUUCCUGCGUUCUGCCAGCGAGCAGGAGUCCACUGCUUCUCAUGUGUCCGAGAGCAGAGAGGCCUCCAGGACUGAGUUGAGCUCUGAAACUGACGUCUUUGUGUCCUGUCAGUCCAACAUUUCCAGCACUGCCACUGCCAGCAGGUCCCAGACGACAGACUCGUGGCACGUCGCCACCGGUCCUUACUCGACCACCUCAGAGGACCUGACCUCCCAGGCCUGCAUCACUCUCUCCGAGCGAGGCAAGGCGGACCCCCCCUCCCUCUCCUCCAGCAAAAGCACAACACACCAGAAAGACGUGGACAUUAAUUUGAAUUCAACGCUUCACUCGGAGGACGUUGCUUUUAAGGCACAAGUGAGAAAUGGAGCCGUUGCGUGCGGGGACGCCAUUGAUGAGCACAGGAGGAACAAUAACCAGAGAGAUAUAACAGAGGAAGAUUGUGAUCAAGGGAGAAGUAAGCACAAGGCUUUGCCAACUACAAAAAACACACAUGAAGAAAGAAACAGGAAAAUGGAUAAAAGCACACAAGCCAACGAGGCCCCUGAUGUGAGCCCAUCCAAGGCUGCUACAAAGGAGAAUCCGUCAUCAACUACUUCCAAAGCCAUAAAGAAACAGGGAUCGUUUGAUAACACAAUGAGAAAACAAAACUCUUUCGACAGGAGUUUUAAAAAGCAGCCGUCGUUUGAGAACACUUUAAAGAAGCAGGGCUCUUUUGAGCACAGCAUCCCCUCCGGCUCCUCAAGUCUGGAGCGGAGGAAGCCAUGGGGAAGCCCCAGUCGAGGGGCAACACCACCGCCCUCGAAGACCACCUCCUGUUCGCCCAAGAAACGACCACCUGUUUCUCCAGCCAAGGUCCCGGGCAUCAGGGCGCCGAGCUCGGAGCGCAGCGACUCCCCACAGAGAGGUUUCGGUCAAAUGGUUAAGCUGCCAGGAAAGAUGAGCAGUGGCAUCCCCAAACCUGUCGUCCCUCCUCAGCACAAAGAACAAGAACCCAGGAGGUCUUCUUCUCCCCAGAAGCCUAAAAACGUGCGACCGAAAAUCAUCACCUAUGUUCGGGCGAGCCCUCAAACAAAACCCCAGGUUACAGAUGCCCCAAAUGAAGCUUCUGCACCCCCACUGAGAUCCUCCUUCUCCAGUUCACCGGCUCAUAAAGCUCCGAAGGUUACUCCUCAACCUAAAUCCACACCGGUGCUGUGUUCCUCCAACCUGCUGUUUGACAAGUACCGGCAGGAGAUGCAGAAGGCGGGGCUUUAUCCUCCAGGCGUGGCGAUGACUGGGGCGAGCGGCACCAACCCCCCAAGGUUGAGCGGGAAGUCGGGAAGCUUUCACGAGGAUGAGAAAUAUCUCCAAGAGCAGGUUUCUCACGAGGGCGGCAGCGUGUACCGGUCCCCCAGAGCCCUGAGGCCUCAGCUGGGGUUAGGGGCGGUCAGCAGGCAGCCUGCCGCCAAGACCAGAGCUCAGCAGACAGGUCAGAGGUCAGCACCCCCCCAGGACUCUGCAGGAGAUCACAAGAGCACAGAUCCAACCCCUAAGAGUGUCCCGCUCAAACCAGGACAGUCUGGUCUCCGUCCUCCGGGCUUCUCCGCCCUGCCACCUGCCCGUCUGGCCUCCUUCGGCUUCGUCCGCAGCUCCAGUGUCUCGUCUGCGUCCAGCAACCAGUCCAACGACAGCGAUCCGUGUCGACCCUCCCAGCAUCCCAGCAGUGGCAGCGAUGACACACUGUCACACAAACAAACCCCCGGUGAAGCUUCACAUGGUCCGAGCCGUCCGCAUCCUCCCAACGCCCCCAGCCUCCAGCGCCGCUCUCUUCCCCCGCAGCGCUCCUCACCAAUGGCCUCUAGGAGAGAGGUGCCGAAGGACACGGACGCUGUGAUGUCACCGAAGUCGUCCCCUAAAAGACUUGCAGUGGUUUCACCCAAACCUCAGUCACCUGCUCGUGGGCAGACGGCAGCGGUUCAUGGUUCGGUUCGGACCGACAGGGCCCAGGAGCUGGACCGGGCUCUGAUCCAGCAGCUGCGUGAGCGCUGCGAGCAGCAGGCGCUGCAGCUGCUGAGCCUCCAGGCCCAGUUGAAGAAGGCCUCCCUGUGCCUGGACGUUUUCAGCAUCACUACCCAGCACUUCUGUCAAAAGGUAGGACGCUGCAGGAGACUGGGACCUGAACAAGAACCUUAAAGAGUCAGAAUCAGAAAAACUGAUAUUGAUCCACAGGAAAAUAGGGUUUCAUUACAGUUUCUCUAACCAAGUUUAGAGAUAUGUGCACACCUAGAGAAGAUCAAUAUAAAAUAUGAAUAAGAAGUACAGUAUGUGAGGUAUAUAUACUUCAUUCAUUGUGCAUUAUAGUGCAUUAUACUACACAUACAUAUACAUA